Molecule: messenger RNA, 711 nt
Organism: Sclerotinia trifoliorum
Lineage: Eukaryota; Fungi; Ascomycota; Leotiomycetes; Helotiales; Sclerotiniaceae
Source: the annotation of a GenBank genome assembly
GCGGAUCGCUUGCUUGCAAAUUUCGGGAGGGUGAGCAAUCGCUUCAGCAGGCUGCUUGCUAUCUUUGUUCCACGGAUGACAAUAUUUGUGCUGAGACCACAUCCUUUGGGAGGGACUUUAAUGUAUCUUCAUCUCUUCUUCUCCAGAAGAUCCAUUGCGCCAUACUAACAACGAUACAUCAGCUACCACGACUGACAAUAACCACAAAUCUGCCUCUUUAAUCACCGCAAGUCACGUCCCAAGCAAUCACAAUGUGUUAUCAAGUCAUCCGAUUAUUUGAAUGUGGUCACCACAGCCCUUCGAUAGACGUUCCAUGCAAUCAGCCUUCUAAAAACUGCGGUGGUGUCUUCCUGAGACAGGAGAUUGAAGAUACGAAAGGACUAUGCGAGGUGAAUAGUAUUCGAUUUUUUGCCCUACCAUGAUCUAACAUGAUACUAGCGGUGUCAAGAGGCUACGGAGAUGAGAAAAACAGUGGCGGAGCCGGAAGAUGAGGGAUAUUGGUCGUGACUCGGUUCUGGACUGUGGAGAAUAAAGUCGUCGCCGCAAACACUACGUGGGAGAUUGGAUGGGCCGCCACAAAAGUUUAGAGAUUGGAAACUCCUGUCGUGAUCUUGAAAUACUCAACUCAACUCACUCAAUAUCAAAUACCACUACACUUCCUAGCAUGACAUUUCAUCAUGGCCCUAAGUGGCUCUGCUCAAUUCCCAUAAU